UAUAUUAUAAAACGUGUUAGAAUUUAGAAUAGAGUGCUCCUCGAGAUGAUCGUUACUAGUAUUUAAUUUAUGUUUCGAUUGAUAAUUUAUAGUUUAUUUCAUAAAUUUGCUGUAAAUGUCGGUCAACGGUUUUGAUUUCGGUUAUUUUAUUUUGUGUUUAAUUUCAUUAAUUUGGAUUUUAUGCACCUUGCGUUCUCAAUACCAUUCGUUCGUGUUGUUCUGCAACGGUUCCAGUAAAUGCAGGAUUCAGAUCUGGACCAAGGCAGACGGGUUGGAGUUGAUGAAAAAUAUAUUCACUUCCGACCCUCACCCAAUUUCAAGAAAAUGAAAAAGUUCUUGAAGUCAAAAAUAGACGAGAACAGUGUUCAGGCGGGGGAGUGUCCCUGUGCGGCUACGGAGGGCAUGGAGGGGGCCGGGGGGGGCGCGCCGCCGCCGCCGCUGCCGCUGGGCCCGCCGCCGCCGGACAGCCCCGGCCACGAGCCCGCCGCCGACACCCACGACGAGUUCAACGAGGAAAUACUCAACAAUAUUAAGAAGGAGAAGGAUGAUGGGGAGAAGCAGGUGAAGACAGGCGACGUGUGCCGCAACUUCAUCCGGGGCAACUGCACGCGCGGCGCCGGCACGUGCCGCUUCGCGCACAAGCACGACCUGGCCCUGCUCAAGAAGAUCACCAACUUCUGCCGCGACUACCAGAACUCCAUUUGCAAGCACAAGAACUGCAGGUUCGUUCACGCGAGCAUCUUCGAGCAAGAGAAGUUUUACCGAACUGGAGUGUUGCCGCCGCAUGCCACGGCGCAUGUGAGGAACAAUGCGGCGGGGUCGUUGGCCUCGCCCCCCGCGGCCCGCCCCGCUGUCAGGCUGAUGCCGCCGCCGCCGCCGCCUCAGCCAGCGCCGCUGCCGGCGCCCGCAGUGAACCUGGCCAACCCGCCUCCGAUAGUGCCGAUAUCUAUGGGGCUGGUGAAGCAGGGCACGCCGCCGCCGCCGCCCGGCUCCGCGGGCGCGCCGGCCGCCAAGCCCGGCCUCGGGGACCACGCGGCGCUCAUCAACAAGUUUGACAUGGCCUCGUUGAACCUGAACAAUGGAGUCAAAGCCUCUUCGUGUCCAAACUGCGAUGUGUUGAAAAAUAGGUUGCUGCACACCCAGAGUAAGGCAGCGACGAUUAACAACAGCAUCAAGAACAUGAAUCACGAGCUCGAAGACCUAGAGAAGAAGGAAAGGCGGUUGGACGCCGUAAUAAUAUACUUAUUGAAACAAAACGAGAGGACAGGCCGGCGACCGCAAAUAGGAAACUAAUAGUAAAUAAUUAGCUUAUGUUAAUUACAUUUAUGAGCAAGACUAUGCAUUUAUCGCCGUUACCAUGUCAUCAUGAAAUAUUUAAUAUUCAUU
Messenger RNA from Plutella xylostella (diamondback moth), 1386 nucleotides. The record is from RefSeq and is a predicted model, not a curated record. NCBI's taxonomy places the organism in Eukaryota, Metazoa, Arthropoda, Insecta, Lepidoptera, Plutellidae.